Messenger RNA from Manihot esculenta (cassava), 1499 nucleotides. RefSeq lists its product as uncharacterized. Gene Ontology annotation, molecular function: zinc ion binding; nucleic acid binding. The record is from RefSeq and is a predicted model, not a curated record. The coding region runs from base 174 to 1484 and encodes 436 amino acids. The transcript is spliced from 2 exons. Lineage: Eukaryota; Viridiplantae; Streptophyta; Magnoliopsida; Malpighiales; Euphorbiaceae.
CUUUGAUAGGGUAAGGGGUGUUACAAUUAGUGGUAUCAGAGCAAAGGUUUAGGCGGUUCUAGGUCAUAGUAUGUAUGUGUAUAUGUGUCAUAUAUGUACAUGCCAAAAUGAGUUACAGCUAUGAUAUGGUUCUGAUGUAAAUCUCUUCUUUGUGUCUUUAGGUCAUAUAAAAGAUGUCAUCUGAGUCACAGAGAGCAAUAGAUGAAGAGGUAGAUAGUCAUGCUCCCUCUGAGGCAGCUGCACCUGCUGCUGCUCCUCCACCUGCUGCUGCUGGCGGACCAGGGCAGGAUGCAUUGUUUCAGCAAAUAGCUGAGUUGAUUAGGAGGGUUACACAAAAUGUACCAGAGGUACCACCACCACCACCUGUUGUAGCCCAGGCACAACCUAGGCCUCCAAUAGAAAAACUCAGAAAGUAUGGUGCAACAGAGUUUAGAGGUAAAAAGGAAGAUGAUCCUUCAGCUGCAGAAUUCUGGUUAGAAAGUACAGAAAGGGUUUUACAGCAGCUACAGUGUUCACCAGUAGAGAGCUUGAUGUGUGCAGUAUCAUUGCUAAAAGAUGAAGCGUAUCGAUGGUGGACAACUUUAACACAGAUGGUUAGACUAGAGCGGCAGACUUGGGAAUUCUUUUUAGCAGAGUUUAAGAAGAAAUAUAUUGGGGCCUUAUAUAUAGAGGAGAGAAGAAGGGAAUUUUUAUACCUCAGACAAGGCAGGCUUACAGUAACUGAGUAUGAGCGAGAAUUUGUUAGACUUAGUAAGUAUGCCACAGAGAUAGUUCCUACAGAGGAAGAGAGAUGUAAACGCUUUGAGCAAGGAUUGCAUGCUGAUAUAAGGAUGUACCUCACAGUUAUGCAUCUUAGGGAACUCUCAGUUUUAGUAGAGACAGCCCACAGUCUGGAGCGAAUUAAAGAAGAAGAGCAAAGUAGAAGGCAGAAAGGGCAGCAGAAGAGGAGCCAGAGCCAAUAUCAGGGACAAUCCUCUGCAUCUCAGACAAGUAGUAAGAGACAGAGGGAAUUUCAGCAGACAGGGCAGAGAGGGCCACCUAGGCAGAUUCAAAGACCUGGGCAAAGUUCAAUAGUGAGGUCUGGACAGCAGACAACCUCAGUAUCCAGUACAGAAGGAUCAGGUAGAGGGUUGCCACCUGUAUGUGAGCAUUGUGGCAGGCGACAUGGUGGAGUAUGCAGGAGAUUAACUGGGGCUUGCUACUUAUGUGGAAGCUCAGACCACUUUAUGAGGGAUUGUCCUAGAGGCCAAUCAGUGCAGCCUAUACAGACAGAGAGAUCUUUGCCGACAGGGUCUAGAGGCAGAGAUAGAGGUAGAGGUGAAUCUAGCAGUGCUCAGAGUCACAGAGUAUCAGAGACAGUUGAUAGACCAGAUACUAGAGCACCUGCCAGGGCAUAUGCUAUUCGUGCAAGGGAAGACCAGGACAAACCAGAUGUUAUUGCUGGUGAAGGAACAUCAAAGGGAAAGGAGAUAGCUAGAGAUUAGAAGAGGAAAAGAAAG